This is a messenger RNA of Leptosia nina, 264 nucleotides long. The record is from the annotation of a GenBank genome assembly. NCBI's taxonomy places the organism in Eukaryota, Metazoa, Arthropoda, Insecta, Lepidoptera, Pieridae.
AUGGAGCAAUCUGGAAGCAACGGAAUGCCACUUGAGAAAGUUGAUGCGUUUGAUUUUGAGAUGCUCGGGCCCCUAUCUGAGGAACUAAGGCUUGAUUCGGGAAGCGAAAGUGAGGACGAAUUUAUGUCGGUGGAAGAGAUACGUGCGGUCCUCGGAGGGUCGAAAGAUUUUGUCGAUGAGGAGGAGAAAAUACCGGCCGAAUCGUUCGACUGGUCUUGUGACUACGAGAUAUUUCGUAGAUACUUAAAGGACAAGGCCACUUGA